Molecule: messenger RNA, 825 nt
Organism: Symbiodinium sp. CCMP2456
Lineage: Eukaryota; Dinophyceae; Suessiales; Symbiodiniaceae
Source: the annotation of a GenBank genome assembly
AUGGAACCCGACACGGCGGCCAAGGGCCCGGCUCCGCCGGAACCCUCCGCCGAGACCCCGAUCGAUCUGAAGGUCCAGCUGACAAACGCGAUGAACGGUGAGGAGAUCUGCACAGUGAAUGCCAGCAGCCAGUGGACCAUCGCCCUUCUGGCCCGCGCCGCGGCAUCCCAGGCGCCAUCUCCAGGCGGCUGCCGCAUCUUCCUGAAGGGCGCGGGGGCGCUGACGGCAGGGACGGUGCUCUCCGAUCUCCAGGAGGAUGCCGAGGAAACCAUCCAGCUAUCUACCCUGGUGCUGAGCGCAGUUGACGGGGUCUACACGGCGAGGAUCAAGCUAGGGGAUUUCGAGGAGCAGGACCCCUUCGCUGGGGGCUUGAGACCGGGCCGCUUGCACCUCAUCGGUGGCCGCGGCAUGGGUCGCGAUCCGCCGGCCAGGGUCGGCCUGAAGCUUCACAAGGAUGGGAUGGCCGAGUUCGUCUACGAGAAGCCGCCCUUCGACCGAGGCCAUUGCGCGCCGCCGUCUGGCGGUCGGUGGGUGCAUGCCAAGGGCAACUGGACGUACAGCGUUCCUGGUGUGGAGGUCGUUCUGACUCAGGGCAGCGAAGGAACCUAUGUUCGAGGCAUGUCCAGGGAACACGGGCGCUUCCAGCAGGAGCAGGUCAUUCUCUUGGCCAUGGUCAAGGAGGGCCAAUUCGACAUUGUUCAGAGCCGAGGUCGUCUGGAAGGUGGCUCUCCACCUGUCGGACUGCCCGUUGGUGCAGCCUUGGUGAAGCAGGACGUUGCGGACAAGGUGCCCUUCGAUCGCAUCUUCCGGCACCAUCCUGAGUAG